AUGGCGAAUCUAUCAGUUUGCGACGCGGAGAAGAAAUCGAAAUCUCCCGGGUCUCCGAGCUGUCCGUCCCCGCUGCUGAUCGGCACGAACAUUUCGCUGGGUGUAGAGCCGCGUUUAUCGGCCUUCAAAUCGCUGGUGUCUCCCGCUAGUUGUGAGAGUCCGGUAAAACGAGAGCCUACUGCAGCUGAAGCAAGCAGAGGGAUACUAGACGGUGCCCUACCCCCAUCAUCACUCCACAGUCAUGCCAGUAGUUUUCAUGUGUAUUCUAAACUAUUAGACUCUGCCACAGCGGCAGUUGCUUCAAAUGCUGCAACACUGCGAUAUGGAGAACUUACGUCAGGCAUUUCAACUUUAAAUUGUAACAGAUCACCAACGUUAUCAUUUGGAUCGUCAAAUAGUCUAUUCAGUCGCCGAAGACGAAAGGAGACAAGACAGCGACGACAGAGGACAACCUUCACCAGUGACCAGACCCUCAAGCUUGAGAUGGAGUACCAUCGCACUGAGUACAUCACAAGGAUGAGGAGAGUAGAACUAGCAGAUCUUCUUAAUCUCACCGAGACGCAAAUCAAGAUAUGGUUCCAGAAUCGCCGAGCUAAAGACAAGAGGAUUGAGAAAGCACAACUCGACCAGCAAUACAGGAGUAUGGGUCUACCUGCGCCUGGAUGUACGUAUGCCGCCUCAUAUCCUGGAUUCUGUGGAGCCUGUUACUAUCCUUCGAACUCCAACAUUAAUCCCACCGCUGCCACCAUUGGAAGGCCAUACCAGCUUAGCCUCUGACAGAUAGGCAUAACGGACAGACCACAUGUUUAAAAUAAUUCGGACUCAAUGACGUUUCAAGCUCAGGCAUUAAUCCCACCGCUGCCACCACCAAAUAAUGAGCUCAGUGUGUGCUAGAUGGCACGCAGUCAUUCAGAUUGGCAUGAACCGUUGGGCCUGUUGCCAUUCCUUUAACUGCUCCUGAAUCAUCCCUACCCUACCACCACCGGGAGCGCACUAGUUCAAACCAGAGAAGAGAAGUUCACAUUCUGCCCCAUACAGGAGUCUCUGAAGCCUAUGAAGCUAUUAGUUUAAUCCCACCGCUGCCACCAUUUUUAUCAAUAAGUCUCUAAUGAUCUGACUGACAUGAACGCGAAUCAGGAACCUUCAGUUUAUUGUGAGUUUUUUUUUAUAAUGGCUAAACUUCGUAGCAAAUGAUUUCUCAAGAGUGUCAACCUUUUGGUCACCUGACCUGGCUUCCAUCCUUGCCACAUAAGAAGAGCUGAAACCAGGUCUAUUUUAACCUUGACAUUCUUAAAGGUUGUUCAGAGCGUAUCAUUAAACAGGAAGAGUAAGUCAAUGUACAAGAGGUGUCAACUUGGCUAACAGCACAAUGGUGUCUGUCAUUGUAAUAAUUAAAUUGAACAAAACAAACUACUGUCUCAGAACAUUUGCAAAACAAAAUGUGAUAGACUUUUCUCCAGAACAGUAGCAUGUUCAGAGGUUUGUGUGAUUAUGGUCUGUGUGUAUAAAUGUAAACAAUCUGUAGGUCUUUGAAUGUUUUUCGUUUUAGUUUCUCCGUUAAUAGUCAAAGCCUUUUGGAUCCACUAUAGUAUUCUGUACUUGGCCAACAGGGGGCGCACACAAUUUAUUUGGAUGGUUUGUCAAUUAAUUUGUAUCAUACUUACAGUGCAAUAUCGAUUAUUAAUCGAAGGAAAUGUACAAUAGACCAAUAAAUUAUAGAAUAGGCCUUAUUCGUUCAACAUUUUAAAACAGCAAAAAUGUAAAGCUAAGAGAUAAUACCACACGCGUUCAACAUUUGCAGUUGUUACUUAUUUUGGCACAAAUCAAAACUGUUCAGCAAAUUAUUCCACUGCAACAGACCGAAAAACAAGCGGGUCACCAUUCCAAUAACACAUUAUGCAGUGGUAUGUAGUUAGAUUUUGAGUAAGUAAGCAUUUUCUUGCUAAGCAACAAAUUUGUUUGAAUGUUGAGCAAAAGUCUGAUCUCUGCAUAGUUCAGAAAAAUUGAUAUUCACAAAAACCUUAACUCGUGUACCCUCUUGUGACUAAAUGUAAGGUUUAUUUAAU
Asterias rubens (European starfish) is the source of this 2066-nucleotide messenger RNA. Its product is annotated as homeobox protein Hox-B7-A-like. Gene Ontology annotation, cellular component: nucleus. Gene Ontology annotation, molecular function: DNA-binding transcription factor activity, RNA polymerase II-specific; RNA polymerase II cis-regulatory region sequence-specific DNA binding. The transcript has 3 exons. The record is from RefSeq and is a predicted model, not a curated record. Gene Ontology annotation, biological process: regulation of transcription by RNA polymerase II. NCBI's taxonomy places the organism in Eukaryota, Metazoa, Echinodermata, Asteroidea, Forcipulatida, Asteriidae. Bases 1 to 777 code for a protein of 258 amino acids.